Messenger RNA from Phialemonium atrogriseum, 2082 nucleotides. RefSeq names its product CAIB/BAIF family enzyme. Lineage: Eukaryota; Fungi; Ascomycota; Sordariomycetes; Cephalothecales; Cephalothecaceae. The record is from RefSeq and is a predicted model, not a curated record. The transcript is spliced from 2 exons. Bases 250 to 1935 code for a protein of 561 amino acids. Gene Ontology annotation, molecular function: catalytic activity.
GAUAUUUCUGACACACUGAGGGGGCCAGCGGAGCAAGGCGGCUUGGCUGCUUGUGGAUGGGGGAUUGGGAUCUGGACCCUCUUCGGGCUGAUUUUCCCUUAUAGUCAUCCGGACACGAUUCCCAGCUAAGAAAUGCGCUGCACCCGGCUAUUAUUAUUACCUUGAUAGUGGGUUUGGAUCCGGAUUUCUUUGUGUGAGCAACGAGCAACUGGACAGAGAAGCGGCCUCUCUUCUUGGAACUUCGUGGCCAUGAUGUCAACGGAUUAUUCCCUACAGAAGGAGGCGGGGAGGAUCCUGCAUGAGGUCCUCCUCAAAGAUGACCGCCUCGGCCUGCCUCAGAAGGUCAAGGACAUAGCGUCCAAGACGACCUUCGACUCCUCCGCCAUGUCGACGCCGUUCAUCCCGGCGCCCCUGAAAUUCACAGAAUCCAGCGCCGCCCUGUGGGGGCUCGCGGCCUCGAUCGGCAACGCCAUUGUGAAGGAGCGCUUCGGCAUCGAGCAGGGCGUCUCCAUCAACACCGACAUUGCCAGUCUCUUCCUCGGCUCCGCCGCCAUAUGCCGCGUCGACGGCAAACCCAUCUCCGACCCCGGAAUCGCCGUCCGGUGCCAGAAGUACGAUCUCGGCCGGACGAGUCAGCCGUGGCGGCGCCUCUGCACGAAUGUCUAUCCGACCAAGGACGGGCGCUAUUUCCACCUCCACGGCAGCAUGAACGCGGAUAAGACGCUCGCCAUGGUGGGUCUCCCCGAGGAGAGGCACGAGCUGACGUCGGUGGACGACGUGAUCCGGGAGUACUGCGGCGUGAUUUCGCACUUGGACAGCGAGUGGCUCGACACCGAGGCCAACCUGCAUUGGCGGCAGGCCGGCACCAUCUGUCUGACGCCGGAGGAGUUCCGCGCCUCAGAACAGGGCAAGGCCAUAGCGGAUGAUGCCAUCUUCUCGCUCGAGCAGUCCGCCACGGACGUGCUACCGCCGGUGCCCUACCGUGCCGUCGACCACAACAACAGCAACAGCAACAACAAGUUCCGACCGCUUGAGGGGAUCAAGAUGCUCGACCUGUCGCGCGUCAUUGCCGCGCCGACCAUCGCCAAGCUGGCAGCCCUGUUCGGCGCCACCGUUGUGCGCGUGUCAUGCGCGUCACAGCCGGACAUGGGCCCGCUACUAGUCGACGGCAACCUAGGCAAGUACGACGUGUCUCUGGACCUCAAAAGCGACAGCGGGCGCGCCAAGCUGCGCAAGCUCGUCUACGACGCCGACGUCGUGCUCGACGGCUAUCGGCCACAGGCGCUGGAGCGCCUCGGCUUCGGCGUCGACUACCUUCACACGGUGGCGCGGCGCCGCGGCCGCGGCAUCGUAGUCGUCCGUGAGAACUGCUACGGCUGGCACGGCCCCAUGGCGAACCGCUCGGGAUGGCAGCAGAUCUCCGACUGUGUGACGGGGUGCAGUUGGCUGAUGGGCAAGUUCCUCGGCCUGGACGAGCCCGUGGUUCCGCCUCUACCCAACUCGGACUAUCAGACUGGAGUUGUCGGGCUCGUGGGCAUUCUCCUCGCCGUAGACAGGCGAGCGCAUGAAGGCGGCAACUAUCUCGUCGAUGUGUCCCUCAACCAGUUCAACCAGUUCCUCAUCUCGCUCGGGGAGUACCCGGCCGAGAUCCAAGACUCGCUGAGGAAGCUGCAUCCCAACUUCAAGCCUCGCCAUUUUGACGACAUGAACUCCCUCGUUGCCAAGGUUUUCACGUCACUCUACGCCGGAACUCCGCAGCUCUUCCAGCCGAAGUACUUUGACAACAUUAAGAGUAACUUCGGGAAGCGGGACGGCGAGCUGGAGACGCUGACGUACGUUGGGUCGGCUGCUUCAUACGACAAGACGAAGCUGGGAUACGAUGUUGGGAGCUGCUUCUUGGGAACGUAUGAGCCAGUGUGGCCGCAAGGGGCGUGAUAGAUGGGGACUGUAGAUACUUGGACAUAAUUAUUGAACAAGCAAGGGAUGGGAUGAUUAUUAAACAAGACAGCGCAUCGAUCGCCGUAGAAGUUGCCAGGAUAGCUAAUUCCAUCCACCGCUACGCCUCAAACCGGCACCAUGUGC